CCCCCCCCCGUUCCCCGAUGGCCGCGCGGGAGCGGCGGAGGCGGCACGAGGCGACGGCCCCGCCCGGAGAGCAGGACUGGAGGGUCUGAAGAGCCCGGGGGGGGCCCCGGACCCCCCGAACCCCGAGAGCAGCGGCGAUGGCAGCCGGAACGAACCGGAACGUGAGGGCAGCCGGAAGCAACGGAGCUCUGUGUACCCCCAAUUGCUGCCCCUCCCCCCCCCCCCCCCCCCCGAACCCCGAAAAGGUGGGGAAGAAACGGGGGGGCGACGGAGACGCCCCCAAAGUGGCCCCCCGCGGGGGUCCCGGUAGGCGGGGCAGCCUGGAGGCUCCGCCCCCACCCGCCGCCGCCCCCAUCGCCCGCUGCGCCUCCGCCCCCCUGCUCUGCGCCCAGGAGCCCCCCCGAGGCCCUGUUCCCCCCGAGGCCGUGACCCCCACCGCCCCCGAACCGCGCAGGACCCGAACACGGCCGAACCGACAACUGCGCAGAGCAGCACAGGACUCCUCACGAGGCUCUCGGACGGCGUCGCACGGGCGGAAAGGUGAGUGCUGCCCCAUAGCUGCCCCAUAG
Messenger RNA from Cuculus canorus (common cuckoo), 569 nucleotides. Its product is annotated as basic proline-rich protein-like. NCBI's taxonomy places the organism in Eukaryota, Metazoa, Chordata, Aves, Cuculiformes, Cuculidae. Bases 138 to 569 code for a protein of 143 amino acids. The transcript has 8 exons. The record is from RefSeq and is a predicted model, not a curated record.